AUGACUGAUUUCGACCAAUCCACCAAUUUUCUAUUGGAAUAUUUCCCCAAGUUACCAGAUGAUAUAAUUUUACUAAUAACAGAACAAUUGCCCCUAGAAUAUGUAAUCGACUGGUUAAUCAAAAUCCCGAUUGUACAAGAUAUUGUGAUUGGCACUUUAUACAACCAUAAUGACCUCCAAUUCUUGAUAUCUCCCACUAAACGACCAUAUAUGAAUCAUAUAUCAGCUUUAAAAUCAAAGUUAACAACGUUUAAAGGAUAUUAUCAGAUUAGUACUUUUAUCAAAGAAAACUCUUCUCGAUUUAUUCCCAAAAAAGUAUUACUCAUGAGUGGUGGUGAUUGGAGUGCUGUGGAAGAAUUAAUUACAAAUUUUAAGUCUUGGUUAGUUCAAGUUGAAUCUAUUGAAAUCGCAUUGGAAAGUAAUGAAAUCACCCCUUCUGAUCUCAAGUUAUUACUAGAGUUCAAUAAUUUGACCAAGAUCCAUUUUUCGGCAGUUUCUUUAACCAAGUGCAUACUGUUUUUGCAGAACAAUAGUUUAUUAAUUGAUCAUCCAAGUUUGAAUAAUAUUAUAUUUUUGAAACACGGUAUUGUGAAUUGGACUGGAAUAAAGUUUCCUCGUAAACUUGAAUCAUUGGAUUUGUCGUGGGAAUCAAAAGUUGAUAUUACUACUGUCGAGGUUCCUGCCUCCUUGAAUGAGUUAUACUUUAAUUUGGCAAAUGUAUCACAACUUGAAAAUAUCAAGUCACAAAUUAGUAGCAUCAAUCUAACCACUUUAAUGUUGACUCAUGAUGGACUCACGGAGAUUAGUUUGAAGGCUUUGCCUUCCACUUUAACAACUUUAGACGUCUCAGAAAACCCAAUUUCGAAAAUAAGUGAUGUUGAAUUUGGAUGGCCACAAAACUUGACUACCUUGUUAUUAGACACAAACAAUUUAACGAAUGCUUCGGUAGCUGCUAUCACUGAAUGGCCAAAAAACUUGAAAACAUUAAGGUUAAAAUCAAGCAAAUUAACUAAUAUUGCAUGUUUAAUAAACCUACCUGAUUCCAUAGAGAUUUUAGAUUUAUCUUACAACAGAUUUGAAACAUUGUUGGUCAACAAUAAUGGCGAUUUUUUUGUUUUCCCAAAAAAUUUGAAAUAUUUGCAAAUGGUUGGUUGCAAUCUUUUGCCACCUCAAACAAUUAAAAAUUAUAUGGAAUUCCCAGAAAAUUUAGAAAAAUUGAAUUUGACUCAUUGCUAUUUACUGACAUUGUUUUAUUUUAAAUUUCCAAAUUCAUUGGUUGAAUUGGCUUUAAGUGGGAAUGCAAUUCAAGAUUUGACCUCAUAUAACGAUGUCAAUAAGAAUUGGACAGAUUUGGUUAAUUUGCAGGAUCUAGAUUUGUAUUCAAAUCGAAUUGAUACUCUUCAACAAUGGGUUCCUCCAAAUAGUUUGAGGAAUCUUAAUUUGGGAUUCAAUUUAAUAGAUGAACUUCCCAAUAGUUGGCCAUUAUUCAAUGAUAUGUUUAAUAAGCAAUUACAACUUGUUGAUUUACGAUUAAAUGUUUGUUCCAUUGAAAAAAUAGCUGAAGAGUUGAAUCUCCCUCCACAAAUGAAAGUACUAGAUCUUUCAAACAAUUCACUAACUGGCCCCUUUUAUCUACUGAGAAGUCUUAAACAUUUAUACGUGUUAAAUUUAGCUGAAAAUUCAAUUGAUGAUAUCAAGAUCAUUCAUGAGGAUGACGAUCCUUGCAGAUUAUAUCUUUUGAAUCUUAGUUAUAAUCGUAUAUGUACAAAAACCCGAAAUAAAGAAGCAAUAGAGGCAUUCUAUGAAAAAUUAGAGUUGGGAUUAAACAUCAAAAUUAGGAAUAAAAAAUUUAAAGUGAAUAGCUUACACCAGCUUCAAUGA
Molecule: messenger RNA, 1881 nt
Organism: Candida albicans SC5314
Lineage: Eukaryota; Fungi; Ascomycota; Pichiomycetes; Serinales; Debaryomycetaceae
Exons: 1
Coding region: 1-1881 (626 amino acids)
Cellular component (GO): extracellular matrix
Molecular function (GO): protein binding
Source: RefSeq, a predicted model, not a curated record